ACGCAAUCCACCGGUACACGUAUCGAGACACAACUGGGAAGGACUUAAACCUCACCAGGUACUCACGCGAAGUACCACCAUUCAUGCUAGGCGUUCUACUUCUACACUGUGCUUCAUACUCUUAACGAUGCGAGGAUAGCCUCCUCGUCCCCUCGAUCGGACGAUGCUGUCAACCGACACUCCCCAAAAUGAAUCAGCCACCUGUUUACUCCGGCUCUCGACAGCCUCCGCCGCUGUCCAACGGCAACCGAAAUGGCUCUGCCAGCGGACCUACCGGUGUGAAGCAACUAGAACCGCUUGAGUCAACCCAGUCACGCGCAGCGCGAUUCGAAGAUGAAAAGAGGCGCAUCAUUGAGAGCUGCUUCAACAAGAGAGACCCUGAUGGCAUGCAAGUCGAGUCCUACAUUACACAUGUCAGAGUCCUCGAAGAUGGCUCGUACCCUUCGUCGCCUCCGCCCCCAGACGCGCCGCAGGCAAACAAGAAGAGCAGAGUCAUUCUCGUCGCUGUCCGAAGAUCCGGGAAGGUUAGAGUCCACAAAGCCCGGGAGAAUCCAACGGGCACGUUCUCCAUUGGUAAAACAUGGAACCUCGACGAGUUGAAUGCAAUCAUGCAAUACUCUUCGUUGGUACCUGCAACGCCGCAGCAGCAAUUAGAAAAGCGAUGGGGUUCGAACACUGGGUUUACAGUGACGCUGGGCAAGCCGUACUUUUGGGCUGCGCCCACGCCGAAAGAGAAGGAUUUCUUCAUCGCCAGUCUGAUCAAAAUCUACCGUAAAUACACGGGAGGAAAAUUGCCAGAACUCAUCGGGUUUGCACCGCAAGAGGUAGCACAGCUUACCAGCGCACCACCAUCCGCCCAAAAUACUCCUACACCCAGGUCGGGUGCAUUUUCUCCCCCUCCCCCUCCCCCUCCCCCAGUACCGUCUGAUCGCUCGACUCCUCCCGUCCUACCACCAUCCGUACCUUCACUCAGCGCAAACAGACCGCAAUCUCCAUACACCGCGCAGCAACCGCCGCCGAGUCGGGAUGGCAAUAGGGUGGUGUCACAAGAGCAGGAUCGCGCGUUUGCGCGACAGGAAUAUCGUCCUGCAACUCGAGAUGAAAGGACGACUCCUACGCCGGAACCUCCUCGAGGGCCGCCUUACGGAGCUCAAUUCAGACGAGACGAUGGCCGCACGCCAUCCCUGACCGACAGUUUUCAACCCCCGCCUCCACUACAGUCGAUGAAGUCCAAGCCUUCGCAAUCAUCUCUUCAACGAGCCGAGCCUCCUGUCGAUGCGCAGCCACUUAGACCUAACGGCUUGGGAGUUCCUAAACCCAGUGGCCUUGAUGUGAACGGCAAAAGGCUGGGUCCGCAACCUAGCCAGGACUCAUUUCGUAGCGCGGGAAGGAACGAGGGUCUGGGCGGUUCGCGACCGACUACGGCAACCACUGACCGUAGAAUUCCAGAACCAACACCCACGGUGCCAGUGCGGAGUGUGCCAGCCCCAGUAGUGGCCGAAUUGGAGGCACCACCACUGCGAGAGCGUAAGAGGUCUGCAGCUUCAGGUACCGAGCAACCUGGCCCUGCAAGUGCAGACAGUAGCGCUUUUGUCACCCCUAUGGGAACACCGGAGACCUCGAAAGAAGAAGAACACCAAAAUCGAGAGGCAAAUUAUUUUGCCAAUAAGAAAGCCGAAACGGAAGUCAAACAAGAAGCAAACAAUGCUGUGCCACUAAAGGACGCUCCGAGUAAGAUAACGAACGGACCCGUAACGGCCGAGCCAACGGAAACUGUACCACCUCCACCAAUUCCAGAAGAGUUUCGUCCUGGGUUGGGUCCUAUGGUCAAGAAGAAGUCAGGGAGAGAUAUUGCCAACCAAUUUCGGAAAGCUGCUCUUGCUGCCUCAGCUUUUCAACCUCGUCAAGGUGGUGCAGGAGCUCGUUUGAAAGCGAUGCAGGAGAAACAGUCGAAUGAGCCUGAUGGCAUCACCUCAGUCGUCCCAGCUCCCUUGCUCCGUGGAAUGAGCACUGACAGCGCGGCCACUGGGGUCAGUGAGGUCCCCAGUCCUGUUACUGAGACAGACAAACCACUGUCGAAAUCUCCCGAGCCAAAUGAUGCUAUACCUAAAGUGCAGAUCGAGCGGGUGGCUACCUCGGAUAAUGUCGCCCGAAGCGAAACGCCUGUACCGCAACCUAUCCCUGUAGCAGUCGAAUUACCUCCGGAACCGGAGAGGACAACGUCUCCUGAAAGAGCACGGUCUCGUUCACCUCAGAGGAGACGCAGACAGAAGCUAGAAGCGGAAGUUGAGAAAUAUUGCCUGUCUCUGGGAAUUGAUCCUCGCGUCACGGAAGGCCGUGGAGGUGACUUUAAUGAGCUUCUGACUGAAUUUGGUUGGGAAGGGAGGCUGGAUGAUCAGCAGAAAGUGGACGACUUCGAGAAUGACGUUCGAAGAGAAAUUGGUCGAGCUCAAGCAAGCGGCUGGCUUGGUCAUGUCGAGCAACAGGAAAGCAAAGUGCAAGAACUUUCCAAAGCUUUUGACAGAGCGAUUGCAGAGUGCGAAGAACUUGACGGUCUACUCACUUUGUACGCCCACGAACUUGACACUCUUCAUGACGACAUCGAGUAUAUCGAAGCACAGGGACAAGGCCUGCAAGUACAGACUGCGAAUCAGAAACUGCUUCAGGCAGAGUUGGAAAGCCUGCUCAAGACAUUAACAAUAUCCUCGGGAGAGCUGAGAGCGUUAAGAGCAGCACCUAUCGACAGUUUUGACGGAUUACGAGCAAUCGAGGAUUCUCUAUCAUUGCUUUACCGAGCCAUGCUAACCAUCGACCCGGACAUCCGCCAGAACAAGAUGCGGCAAGCCGCAGCAGCUUCCACAGAUCGGCCAGGGGUUGGUGUCUAUGCAGACACUCAGUUUGGAGAAAUGCUUGCAGUCAGGCAGAAGAAGGAAGAAUACAAAGAACAGAGCAUGAUGUUUGUAAAUCGAUUGAAUCAGCACAUGAAGGGCAUGUUUCAAAUGGCUGAGCAACGAACAAGCGAGGAAAACGCUGCCGCAAGUAUAUCAUCCGGAACGUCGACGACACUGAGCCUGCGUGCAUACAAUGCUUCCAGACAAGAGCUAUGGAUUUACAAUGCCUUGAUGCUCUUUGUACGAGAGUUCAAUCAGUAUGAGUGGCAGACGUUGAUCAGCAGUUAUGAGAUCAAUGUCAAGGGCAUCUACCAGGACCAGUUUCGAGAUUUCGCCAUGGGCCUCAGAAAGACUGCCCGCAAGCCUACAGGCGAGGAGCUGGAAAUUCUUUUCACUCACCAAGAAAAAGAGAAGGCAGAAGAGUCACUCACCUCUACCGCUGCAAGGAAGCUCACAGUAAGACGUGUCAGGACGCAAAAGAGCAGUAUGUUACGGCAGUCAAUUGGUGAGAAGAGGGAUGGCAGGCCAGAGGCUUGGAGCGUAUUCGACACAGUGCUUGAACAACAGGCUUCGGCUAUAUCGGAGGAACAAAACUUCAUUGUCCACUUUUUCCACCUCAAUUCGCAAUCGAAUGCAGACUUCGCAGAGCUUGUAACGUCUCGUCAGCCCGACCAGCGGAAAUUGCCUAACUUGCAGGCGAAACAGUCAUACGACCCGGAUCGAAAUAUGGCCAAGAUUGUUCAGAAUACCACCGAGGGGAUCUAUUCCUUCUGGCCUGUAGAAUUACAGGCUAUGCUUGAGUGGGUGGUAAAGAUGGAUCACAUGCAAAGUGUUGGUUUACUUGUGUCUUUGGAACAGUGCCUGGCCAAAUAUGAGGAGACGAAUCAGGAGUUUAUCACGCGCACUCUAAGGGGCCUGCAUGAUCGACUCACAGGCCUCUUCCACAAAUUCAUCGAGGACCAGGUCAAGGCCAUUGAGGAAACCAAGGUCAAAGUCAAGAAGAGAAAAGGGCUCAUCUCCUUCAUGCGGGUUUCUCCUGAAUUUAUCACGGCCGUUGAAGAUAUGAUACCUCAGGAGUUUGCCCACCAGGAGUCACUUGAAGUGCGGUUCAUUGUCAACGACGCCUAUAUACGAUUGCUCAAAGCAAUGUGGGAGUCUCUGAAUUUCAUUGCCAAAGACAAUCCGGCGAGUGCUACGGGCGGAGCUCAUUCGACAGCGCCGACGAGCGGUGAUCCCGAGGACAAAGAGGCCCUGAACUAUCACAUCCUGCUGAUUGAGAAUAUGAACUACUUCGUCGAUGAGGUCAAGACACACCAUAACAUCGUGCUCGAGGAGUGGACGGAACGGGCACAACGCGACCAGGUCAGUCACCUGUCGCAGUAUGUCGAUGCGGUGAUUCGAAGACCGCUAGGCAAGUGGUUGGAUUUCUUGGAGAGCACGGAAGCUUUGAUGAAGGCGACGGAUUCCUACGCGAGUAUCGCCAAUAAACCCAGUCAUUCGCGCAGUUCGGCGAAGAAGGUUCUGUCGGCGCACGAUGCGAAAGAGAUUCGUAAAGGCGUUGAGACGUUGAAGAAACGGAUUGAAAAGCACUUUACUGAUGCGGAUGAUCCGGGCAGUUCGAAUAGGGUGUUGAUCGGGAGAGUGUUCGACGAGUGUGCAGUCCGAUAUGCUCAUGCGUAUGACAGGAUGAGACUUGUGAUUGAUCGGAUAUACGAGGGUGGCUUGGAGAUUGAUUGGAGGAAGGAGGAUGCUGCGGCUGUUUUCAAGAGGUGA
Exophiala viscosa is the source of this 4664-nucleotide messenger RNA. RefSeq names its product exocyst complex component Sec3-domain-containing protein. Bases 189 to 4664 code for a protein of 1491 amino acids. Lineage: Eukaryota; Fungi; Ascomycota; Eurotiomycetes; Chaetothyriales; Herpotrichiellaceae. The record is from RefSeq and is a predicted model, not a curated record. Gene Ontology annotation, molecular function: phosphatidylinositol-4,5-bisphosphate binding. Gene Ontology annotation, cellular component: plasma membrane; exocyst. The transcript is spliced from 3 exons. Gene Ontology annotation, biological process: exocytosis; Golgi to plasma membrane transport.